AUGCGCGAUUAUUUUAGUGAAAAUCCGUUGUACAACGAUGCACAAUUUAGGCAUCUGUUUCGUAUGAGCCGUGGUUUCUCUGGAAUUCAAAAGUGUAUUGCCGCAAUUCGACAACUUCCGUACGACACAGCGAGGGAUGCGUGGGACGAAUAUUUAAGAAUAUCGGCCAGAAGUUGUCUUGACUAUCUUGAAAAUUUCUGUGAAGGUGUUAACUUUCUUUACGGGAGGCGAUAUUUGAGGAUGCCAACCGCUACCGACUUUCCAUUUUUAUACGAGGCCCAUCAGCGGAUACACGGGUUUCUCGGGAUGUUGGGUAGUCUUGAUUGCACGCACUAG
Molecule: messenger RNA, 336 nt
Organism: Helianthus annuus (common sunflower)
Lineage: Eukaryota; Viridiplantae; Streptophyta; Magnoliopsida; Asterales; Asteraceae
Exons: 2
Coding region: 1-336 (111 amino acids)
Source: RefSeq, a predicted model, not a curated record